Molecule: messenger RNA, 4025 nt
Organism: Amoebophrya sp. A120
Lineage: Eukaryota; Dinophyceae; Syndiniales; Amoebophryaceae
Source: the annotation of a GenBank genome assembly
CGUGAAGCGUCCUAAAAUGAUAUACAGGAAGAAGAAAGAAGUCUUGUAGCUGCGGGUACGGACGAAUUCAAUGACCUUAUCAAAGUAUGUUUAAGAAGAAGAAUCCGACCUCUGGUCGGCAUGGAGGUGCUAGCGGCGGCUCUCUUGGUGUGUGUUAUGGUGCAACGGCAGCGGGAGCGGGACUACAGCGACAUUCUGCCUGUCGGAAAUAUUACGCAGUGAUUUGGACGGUGAUUUGCACUACCUUGUCUGCUGUAGAGAGCCGUGAUGCGGAAACCGCCGGUCCCAAGAACAAAGGAAAAGAGGAACAAGCCUCCACGGUUGCAACACCUCCAGGAUGGACAACGUCUAGUACAACCGGGCACAAGCACUUUGUUGACCCCUUGCCACGGGUGUCGUUUCCAGUGCGCCCACUCCCGGGAUCCCUCGUCGAGCCCAUGCAGAUCCAAUUACGAACAAACAAAGGAGCAGGAGGCGGAUUCUCGUUUCGCAAAUCGGUGGAGCGUUUUGGGUGGGGUCCCGCGGAAAAGGACGACUCCCUCAGCAGCCGGCGCCGAAAGAUGCGGGAACAGAUUUUGGAGGAAGAGAUCGUUCCGCGCGAGAAUGCGCUGCCGGACCAGACGCGGCACCGGCCCGGUUUUGCGAACCUUCCCUUGCACCAGCGAAGUGUCCGCCGGGAGUUGGAGUGGAAUUGGUUGCUCUUUUACGACUACUUCUUCGAGACCGUCUUGACCACCCUCGCGCUCUUUUUCGCGGGUAUCCUCGCCUCCGCGUCGGGGAUCGGGGGCGGGGGAAUUUUCGUGGUGGUGCUGAUGUUUUGCAACGACAUGUCGCCGCACCAGGCGGUGCCGCUGUCCAAGGCGAUCAUUUUCGGGGGGGCCAUGCGCGUGAUCGUGGCCAGCUGUGGUCUGACGGUCGAGAAGCUCACCGGGUUUGUGCGGGAGUGCGGCCGGGUCUUCCUGGUUUCCUCGCCACACCCCGCUGCGCAAGGCCCGACGCACGGUCGCGGAAUCCCCGACGCCAUUGCCUUUGUGGAAUCCGUAUCAAAUGCAAAAAUGUCUGGGUCUGGAAGAUUGCGAGAUUUGUCAUGCAGUUUUUCCAAGCUCCCCCACGUCUGGAAUGCAGGGACUAGCAUCACAGGUUCUGCAGCUCCUUGGUGAUGCGUAUUCUGCAUGAGAAAUGCCCUCUCAGCAUGGCCAGAAGUGGAUACCUUUUGCACGUUAUGCAUCACAGAUCUCUGUAGGAUCUGAAAUACGCAUCACAAGUUCGGAUGCUUCCAGACCCAGACAUUUUUGCAUUUGAUAAUCCGAAGAAGAGUCGCCAUCGAAAAAAGAAGGAGGGAACACGAACAGCGUUUUCUCGCCCAUGCGAUCCCGAAACGCGAGUAAAGCAGGUACAUAGGAGUUCCGUCAGUGUCAGUUUUACCAGUAGAUUUGAAUUUCUGCGCUGCCACGUGCUGCAAAGAUAGGGUGUUUGUUAUGCGACCAAAACGACCCAUGAGGAUUUUUCGUGCUUUUGACUAUGAAGUCGUAUGCUAAAACUGCUGGCACAACAGCGUCCGGCCCGCUGAAACCGAGACCGGACAUGAACGUCGUGUGCGCAGUGGUACCCCAGGCGCUGGCUGGAACGGUAUUCGGAGUCUUGUUUAACGUCUCCGUGCACCCGUGCGUCUUGGUGGUUUGUCUAGCCAUCCUCUUGUCGCUGAUGGCGAUGAAAACGUUCUCGCAGGGUAUUGAAAAAUGGCGCGAGGGCGGAUCAUCCGCGCACGCGGCUACGUCUUUGGCAGGAGUUUCUCCAUCGUCAGAAGAAAAGGAGAAAAAGAUUCCGCUCGUGUCACCGGGAUCCGCGUCCGACGUGGAAAUAAACACGGACGUAGUUGAAGACAAGCAACGCGAUUUGGUUCUGAACCUUCACUCCUCUGACUCGUACACAACGAGUGGCUCAUCUUCCCAGAGCACGAAAUCGCCACGACUUGUCCCCGGAGCGAUGCCGUCGGCGUUCGGUGUAGACUUGACACAGCACUCCAAAAGUCCCACCAGCAAUUCUAGCAACACAGCAAGUCCAGUGCAUAGUAAUCUUCAAGGUAAGAACAACAUCGGGACAAUCAUGAACACGAAUAGUAUUAACCGCUCCGUCUGGCCGGACGAGGACGACGGGUCGCUCUACCUGCAGAAAGCUGCUACAAAGAGCGGGGAAAUAAGUACCAAACUGCGGCAGCACUUCUUUGCGGUGGUUCAGACACUGCUGCGCGACAAGCGGGACGAGACCCUGAUGGCCGUGCUGCUGGUAAUCACCAUUUUGGCCGGGUACCGGAGUCAUCUGUACCCACGUGGGUCCACAAUGUCCUACUUGUGGAUAUCGAUUCCGGUGGUUUGCUCACUCACCUGCACAGCCUAUUUCUACCGGAACCAGCUGUUCCGCCCUCCUGGCAGCAGCUCUGCUGCUCCCGAUAAUUUUUACAACGACCUGCACAUUAAUAUACCCCCCACAAGCAACAAGACCGGGUACUAUCAGAAGAAUAUCAACAAAACGGUGCACAUCCGAACCGACGCGAGAUCCUCCUCGAAUGGGAUCUCCACCUCUGCGAGCCCACGAAAAGUUAUGCCUAGUUGGCACUUCCCGGCCGUCGCGACCUUUGCGGGCAUCGGUAGCGGGUUGUUUGGGAUCGGUGGCGGGCUGAUCUUCUCGCCCUUCUUUCUGCACAUGGGAAUCGACCCCGCGACCGCGAUCGCCACCAGUGCCUCGUGCGUCGUUUUCACCUCCACGUCGACGACGUUCCAGUACAUGUUCCUGCACCGCAUCAUGAUGCCCUACGCGCUCUGGUACGGAACGGUUUCCUUCUUUUCCGCCAUCGUCGGAGCCAAGUUUCUGGCGUUCGUCCGGCAGCAGUUUGGCCCCCGGGGAGACGCGGCCACCAUUCUGGUGGUCGCGACGGCCGUGGUCUUGUCCGCGACGGCGGCGAUCAUCAAGGUGUUAGUCACCGAAUACUACACCGAAGGACCCGCCAGCAUCGCCACGGCCUCGUCCUUCCUGCUGCAGCAGGUACAACAAGACCGCGUCUUCGAAUCAAGCAGCGGCUUCGUAGCGAAGUACAUCUUCCUGCAAACGAAGUAAGACAGGGAUCAGCUACGAAUUUGCAGUAACGAAGAUAAAAAAGAAAAACUACAAGAAGCAAAGAUGGAACACGUGGUAAGCACGACUUAAGCUUAACGACUGCACCGCUUCAUGGAAAAGUCCGUCCAGAUUCGUAAAAGUACAAAAUCACUGACACUGUGACGCAGCUGUUGGCAACCUCCAAGCUCAAUGCUUCUAUUCCUAUAGUUGAAGCGUCGUAUGAUGUAGAUUGACGAAAAUAGCCAGCAGCUUUCUGGCGCAAAAUUAAAUUACGUACCUGUCGGCUGUGGCGGUCCCUAUCGCUGUCCUAGAGAAGCAGGGUGAAACUGGCAGCUGGAUCUUUCUCCCUGGAUCUGGGUAUCAAUAAUGGCCGCCGCAGCACCAUUCUCUGUACAUUGUAUUGAAUAUUAUUCGUUGUCGAUGCUUUAUUCACGUUCAAUUUCCCAAACUGAUUUUUAGAAUGUUGACGUCUCACUCGUUCGUAACCUAACGCUAAGGAAAAUUGCUUCGAAUUGCACUUUCGUAACCUUACGUUCUAAACACAUGCCCAUGCGAUUGUGCCUUUCGCUAUUGCAUAGGAUUGGUGUUGGUCUGUAUUCUUCUUGUUCUUGAGUAGAAUUUAUUUGCUGCUAUGUACUCAAUAUUGUCAUUGUGAAUGUUGGAAGACUGUCUUCUAUCUAAACAUGUAUGAUUUGUGCGAUAUUAUGAUCGAUGCCGAGUAUAAGAAAUGGAAAUUAGAAGCGGCACCAAGAGCAUGGACCGUUUGCGCUUUUCAGGUGCAUUGAGUGCAUGCGCCCCCCCCACAACCACGCGAGGGUUGUGGCUGUCGUAAUAUUCUAGGCCGUGUAUAGCUCUUGCUUGAAUUCUAAAAUGGUGACUGGAGCCGUCCUAUGUAUGAAACUGAAUGAGAG